Salvelinus namaycush (lake trout) is the source of this 4833-nucleotide messenger RNA. It is a transcript of the gene c2cd5, whose product is annotated as C2 calcium dependent domain containing 5. Gene Ontology annotation, biological process: positive regulation of protein targeting to membrane; positive regulation of vesicle fusion; intracellular protein transmembrane transport. Gene Ontology annotation, cellular component: plasma membrane. The record is from RefSeq and is a predicted model, not a curated record. Gene Ontology annotation, molecular function: calcium-dependent phospholipid binding; calcium ion binding. NCBI's taxonomy places the organism in Eukaryota, Metazoa, Chordata, Actinopteri, Salmoniformes, Salmonidae. The coding region runs from base 297 to 3521 and encodes 1074 amino acids. The transcript has 27 exons.
CAGCGCUGGCUAGCAUUUUCCAUUCGUUGAGCUGGCCGGGAAUACUAACUGCAAUGUGUGUACAGUGGAUUUGAAAUAUGAAUUAGCUUAUAUAUUUUUAAGCAGUCAAUGGCGAUAAAGUGUCGUUAGAGUAAAUAUUAGCCACAUCUACCGGGCUUUUGAGAGAAGAUCUCGUCAUGUUUGGUAUUGAUGCGGAGGUCUGGCGCGCGGGCUGUCAACAAAGUCCGGCUGAAAAAACGCUGCUGUUUCCCCAGCUCUCUCUUAUGACAUAGUCGUGGUGAUGACAAAGCUGAAUCAUGCCGGGUAAAUUGAAAGCUAAGAUUGUGGCGGGGCGUCACUUACCAGUCAUGGACAGAGCCAGCGACCUCACUGAUGCCUUCGUAGAGGUCAAGUUUGGCAACACAACUUUCAAAACGGAUGUCUACCCCAAGUCCCUUAACCCACAGUGGAACUCAGACUGGUUCAAAUUUGAGGUGGAUGAUGAGGAUUUGCAGGAUGAGCCAUUACAGAUCACAGUGUUGGACCAUGACACUUACAGUGCCAACGAUGCAAUAGGGAAGGUCUACAUUGACAUCGACCCUCUGCUGUCCAGCGAGGCUGCUACCGUCAUCUCUGGAUGGUUCCCCAUCUAUGACACUAUACACGGUAUCAGAGGGGAGAUUAAUGUUCUGGUAAAGGUGGACCUCUUCAACGACCUAAACCGCUUCAGACAGUCCUCCUGUGGGGUCAAGUUCUUCUGCACAACAUCCAUCCCGAGGUGUUACCGCGCGGCGCUGGUCCAUGGUUUUGUUGAGGAGCUGGUGGUGAACGAGGACCCGGAGUACCAGUGGAUCGACCGCAUCAGAACCCCCAGGGCUUCUAACGAGGCCCGCCAGCGACUCAUCUCCCUCAUGUCUGGUGAGCUGCAGAGGAAGAUUGGUCUGAAGGUGUUGGAGAUGGGUGGUAAUGCGGUGGUGGGCUACCUGCAAUGCUUUGAUCUGGAGGGAGAGUCGGGUCUGGUGGUCCGAGCCAUCGGCACCGCCUGCACUCUGGACAAACUCAUCCCUGGGACUGCUUCCAACACCAUCACACACCCCAACACCGCCCCGGCAUCCAAUGCCUGCAACUCCCCCUCUAAGGAAAGCAAAGAGCACGUGUUCAGUGAGGACCCAACCCACCCCCUCUCCGUCCCUCCCACCCCUCUCAAAACACUUCCUUCCUCCUCCUCUCCUCCUCCCUUCUCUCCAUCCAAGCCAUGCAGUCGCCAGUCCUCCUCCUCAGACACAGACCUCAGUCUGACGCCCAAGAUGGGGAUGGGGAGUGGGAUCAGCGUUGGGAAAGAGGCAGGGCCUCUGAAGACCCUCCUCAGACAGCAGGCCCAAUCAGCAUUGGAGCAGAGGGAGUUCCCCUUCUUCACGUUGACUUGUUUUCCCCCCGGCUUCCUGGUUCACAUCGGGGGAGUGGUCAGCGCCCGCUCGGUCAAGCUGCUUGACCGCAUACACAACCCUGACGAGCCAGAGACGAGGGACGCGUGGUGGGAGGAGAUUCGUCAGGAGAUCAAGUCUCAUGCCAAAGCCCUGGGUUGCCACGCUGUGGUGGGAUACAGCGAGAGUACCACCAUCUGUGAGGAGGUGUGUAUCUUGUCUGCGUCGGGCACGGCGGCCAUGUUGAAUCCCAGGUUCAUGCGCGAGGGCUGUUUGGACGCCGGCGGCAGCGACCACAGGUUGUCACGACAACCACCCCUCGGCAUGGUUGGGUCGGAGAGGGCAGAGGGGGAAGUUAGCUCAGCUUGGCUGGGGUUUGAUGAUGCGUCACCUCCUAGCUGCGGAUUUUGUCACAUCCCAUAUGAUGAAUUCAACAUGCCGUUUCCAGCUCAGCUCACAUACUGCUACCACUGUAGGAGACAGAAGGUCCCUGACGUGCUCUUUACUACCAUAGACCUACCUGCUGAGGCUGCUGUUACUGGGAAGGGCUGCCUCAUACAGGCCAGGUUGUGUCGUAUCAAGAAGAAGGCCCAAGGCGAGGUGAAUGCCACAGCCAUCUCUAACCUCCUCCCCUUCAUGGAGUAUGAGCUCCACACCCAGCUGAUGAACAAACUGAAGCUGCGCUGCAUGAACGCUCUGUUUGGGCUCCGCAUUCAGAUCAGUGUGGGAGAAAACAUGCUCCUAGGACUAGCUUCUGCAACGGGUGUGUACCUGUCAGCUCUGCCAGCUCCAGGUGGUAUCCAGAUAGCUGGUAAGACCCCCAGUGACCUGAGCUACGACCAACACAUUUCAACCAUGCAGAAACGCAUCAAUGACACCAUCGCCAUGAACAAGGAGCUCUACAACAUACACCCCCCGGAUUGUAUAGAGGAGGUGGUGGGGUCUCCUAUCCCUGACAGACAGCGGUCCAGACUGUUCAGGUCUACCUCUGAGAGUUCAGAUGAGCUGUCAGAACUAGACCUGUCCCACGGCAAGAAGGACGCCUUCGUACUGGAGAUUGAUGACACUGAUGCAGUAGAGGACAUCCAAUCCCUACUCACUGAUGCCCCCAUGCCUGCAGGGUUCUACAGCUGUAACACAGAGAUCAUGCCUGGGAUUUACAACUGGACUUCAGGGCUACAGAUGUUUACAUCUGUCAGGGUCUACAGACUCAAUAAUGCCAAUCUGACCAACCAGGGCCUCAACAAGAUCUUCACUGACCUCUGUGAGAAUUUACUCAAGAGUCUAUACUUUAAGUUACGUUCCAUGAUCCCCUGCUGUCUAUGCCAUCUCAACUUCACUGUAGCCGUACCAGAGGAAGAACUCAUACAGGUGGCGGUGACGGCUGUAGCCAUGAGUUUUGACAAGGAGACUCAGCUGGCAGCAGACAAGGCUCUUAACAAGGGGAGUGGAGAGAAUGAAGAGCAGCUACAGUUUUCUAUGGAGCUGUGUGGAGAGUCAACGUCCUCCAACAACCAGCCUACAGCCAAACCUUCAGGUGUUCCAGAGAGUGCCAUGACCCACUCAUCGUCUCGAGACAGAUGCAGCACCUGGCUAGAGCUGCUUAGGCUGAAAGCUCACACCAUAAGACGAGGAUCAGUUAAGACAAUCUCGUCCUCAGAGCGCUGCAGUCCUCUCCCAGAGGUGCGGUCCCGGUCCCUACGCUCUACCAGGUCGUUGCCAUGCGGUGCCCCUGUUACCGUGGUGAAGAUGACUCCUCUGUCCUUUCUCCCCAGGACGCGCAUCGUCAAAUACUUGGGAAUCAUCAACAUGUUCUUCAUUAGAGAGACCACGUCACUACGAGAGGAGGGGGGUGUAAGUGGGUUCCUGCAUUCCUUCAUAGCGGAGGUGUUUGCCAUGGUCCGUGCCCAUGUAGCAGCUCUGGGGGGCAACGCCGUAGUGUCAUACAGCAUGAAGGAGUGUGUCUUCAUGGAAAACCCCAACAAGAACCAGGCUCAGUGUCUGAUUAAUGUUAGUGGUGAUGCUGUCAUCUUUGUCAGAGAAUCAGACCAGGAGGCCAUACCCCCUCUGAUUACGAGCGGACAGACCAGCACCACUGGGGCUGAUGGGCCCACAUGACACUCACGCACGCACACACACACACACACACACACACACACACACACACACACACACACACACACACACACACACACACACACACUUGAGUCUAGCCAUCCAAAUAAUUGUGAUUUAUGUCUGCCAUAAACAGACUAGUUGGAGAAAUUGUCUCUUAAUUGGCCAUUAAGGCACUCUACAUAAGCCAUUUAGAGGCAUUAUGUCAUGUCUGUCUUUGUCUGUCUGUUGGUGAUAUAAUAGACAUUCCAAUACAUGGUGAAGUUUUAGGCAGCUAAAAGACUGAUUGCUCUCCAUCCAGUCACUAGCCGGCCAUUCUAAAGUGUACAGGGUAGUCAUUAGUAGACAGCCAUGAGUACCAUACUCAGUACAGCAGGGUUUCCCAAUAGGCAGCCCGUGGGCCAAAUUCGACCCGUGUGGUUUUAUUUUGCCCACUCAAGAUUUCGGCGCAAAAAAACAUGGUUUUAUAUCAUUUUUGUUCUUUGACAUAAGACUGUAAAAUCACCAGGAAAUUAGCUCAAAGUGAUUUUAAUUUAGGAAAUCUGUUUCCAAGUAUUCCCACGCAUAGCUAUAGGCAUAUGUGAUUGUAUCCCAAUUUAAUCAAGGUGUGAAAUUAUUCUGUUUUUGUGAAAUACUAUAUCUGUUUGGGAUUCUUGCGGUCAAUUUGCAGGGUACUAAUUAUAACUAUUUUCCGGAUCCCCAACCAUCUGCUCAAGGAAAUGUAGGCCCACGACUUAGUAAUUGGGGACCCCUGCAGUACAGGAUAGCCACUACUGAAGAUGGCCAUGGUAGAGAGAACUAAAUUGAGUUUAAUUGUGUCACUGUAUGACAAUGUUUUUGGCAAACAUUCACACAAACAUACAACCACCCCGUGGACAGCCUCCUGUCACACUCCUGGCUGUCCUGACUGCGGCCUCAACGGUGUCCAUACUACUGAACUCUCCUGUUUUUAACAAUCAUGUAAAUGCUGGGAAAUAAACUUAUUGCGAUGACCUCUUUUUGUUCAUAGUCUGGGUGCCACGAUAACUUUUAUUUGUGUAAAUGUACUCUAAAAUCUGAUUUUAGUAUUUUUAUAAAGUAAGAGUAUAUUAGUGGUGUCUAAUUUUGCAUGUCUAAUGAAGUCCUUGAAGUUUGAUUAAUUGUGUAAGAAGUAAGAGAUGCGUUCUACUGUUAAUGAAUACAACCUGUUUCUCUUUCUCUGUAAGACUUGAAUGUAAAUACAUAUAGAGUGUGUUGCUUAGUGUCUAGCAGCAUGUAUCUACUAUUGCCAUGACUGUCAGCUUGUUGCCUGAGAUAAACAGUACUGCACAAUAAA